UUGCAGGGAAUUAAUCGAAUUAUUAAAAGAUGAAAGAAAAUUUAUCGUGAAGGCGAUUGCUUCGGAGGAAAUUGUCAUAUCAAAUGUAGCAUUAAGUGUUAUGAAGAUGGUACGUGAAGAAAGUGUACGGUAUAAAUUAGGAAAUGAAGAAUUCAGUCCUUAUGAAUCGCUUAGGAAAUUGGGUAAUGCAAUUACAUUUUCAAACGAAAUACCAGCUAAAGAGCUGAAAAAAUCGGUAUUAGCUGCUAUGCAUGAAUAUUCAACUGAAAUAGAAACAUGUCGUGGAAAUAUGAUUGGCCAAGCUCGAAAUUAUAUUGGCAGAGCUGAUACUGUUUUGACUCAUUCUCUGACAUCUUCAGCAACUCUUAAAGCAUUUUUCGAAACGGCGAAUAAAUUUAAACGAUUUCGAGUGUUUUGCACUGAAGAAGGUAUUAGUUAUGCUGAAUAUAUUCAACCGGAAUCUUUACUGAUGUGUAUAGAACAUACGACACGUGUGGUUCUUUCAGCUGCAGCCGUUUUUCUAGAUGGAUCGUGCUUUGCAGUACCAGGAAGCUUAACGAUUUGUCGUGCUGCGAAAUUGCGUUCUGUUCCUGUAUUUUUUUGUGCAGCGUUUUAUAAGAUUACCCCAAUUUUGCCACAUACAUAUAAUGCGGAACCGGUCGGCUCACCUAAAACAGUUCUUCCAUUUACUUUUUCCAAAACUUAUUGCUACAGUCAAGUAAUUAAUCCCGUUUUUGAUUUUAUUCCUGCUGAACUUGUCACGUCAUAUAUUUGUCAUACAUCAAUUAUUGUACCACAGCAUGUAAGAAGAGUGUUAGGUGAUUAUUAUCAUCCUGAAGAUGUGAAUUGA
Messenger RNA from Dracunculus medinensis (Guinea worm), 850 nucleotides. Lineage: Eukaryota; Metazoa; Nematoda; Chromadorea; Rhabditida; Dracunculidae. The record is from the annotation of a GenBank genome assembly.